Molecule: messenger RNA, 729 nt
Organism: Brassica napus (rape)
Lineage: Eukaryota; Viridiplantae; Streptophyta; Magnoliopsida; Brassicales; Brassicaceae
Product: 40S ribosomal protein S15a
Exons: 4
Coding region: 151-543 (130 amino acids)
Biological process (GO): translation
Cellular component (GO): ribosome; cytosolic small ribosomal subunit
Molecular function (GO): structural constituent of ribosome
Source: RefSeq, a predicted model, not a curated record
UUUAUUCAUUUGUUUCUUUUUUCCUUUUCCGCUUGCUCUAGCAUAUAAAAUGUCGAGAAAACCCUAGCUCUCCUUCUCUGCUCCGUCACUGCCUCUCGAGCUAACCAACCUAAGUUAUUUAGCAGAGGCUUUGAGUUUUUGGGAGAAAAAAUGGUGAGAAUCAGUGUGCUCAACGAUGCUCUCAAGAGCAUGUUCAAUGCCGAGAAACGUGGCAAGAGGCAGGUCAUGAUCAGGCCUUCUUCCAAAGUCAUCAUCAAGUUUCUCAUCGUUAUGCAGAAGCACGGUUACAUCGGUGAGUUUGAGUAUGUGGAUGACCACCGAUCCGGCAAAAUCGUUGUCGAAUUGAACGGAAGGUUGAACAAGUGUGGCGUUAUCAGCCCUCGUUUUGAUGUUGGUGUCAAGGAGAUUGAAGGUUGGACUGCUCGUCUGCUUCCUUCCAGACAGUUUGGGUACAUUGUGCUGACUACCUCUGCUGGUAUUAUGGACCAUGAAGAAGCGAGGAGAAAGAAUGUCGGAGGCAAGGUUCUCGGCUUCUUCUAUUGAGAUCUUUUAUGACGAAAGAGACUUCUUUGUUCUGCUAUUUUUUAACUUUUGUCAUCCAUUUUCUUUGAGACUUCACUUUGUUUUUGUUUCGAAUUUUGUGGUUAUUGGAUAGUUCUUAAACUACAUUUUUCUUUUGGUCUCAAGUUCUUGAGAGAUUCAUUCCAUCUAAAGUCUCCUAUUUAUUCA